Messenger RNA from Xyrauchen texanus (razorback sucker), 1138 nucleotides. RefSeq names its product keratinocyte-associated protein 3-like. The transcript is spliced from 6 exons. The record is from RefSeq and is a predicted model, not a curated record. Lineage: Eukaryota; Metazoa; Chordata; Actinopteri; Cypriniformes; Catostomidae. The coding region runs from base 45 to 764 and encodes 239 amino acids.
UGAUAUACAAGUUCUCCUUCAAAGCUGUGAUUACGGUUACAAAUAUGUGCGGCUUCGACAAACAGAAGGGUCCUGGUAGGCUGAUGAAGAAAGGACUCUCCCUCAUUGUAGUUGGUCAUGUUAAUUUCAUCCUGAGUGCUAUUGUUCAUGGCAGUGUGUUACGACACAUUUCCAAACCCAACAAUGAGAUCACAACUGAGUACACUAUAUCAAACAUCAUCUCUGUCACCUCAGAACUACUGAGCAUCGCGAGUGGAAUUGUCGCCAUAUUGGUGUCCAGGAAUAUUACCAACCUGAAGCUACACAUUGGUCUGUUGGUGAGCUCGUGCCUGAAUGCCCUGCUCUCGUCAGCGUGUUUUGUGGGGCUGCUUUUGGCAAUCAGCCUCACCAUUUCAAACAACGGGUCCAUGCUCAUGAAAGGAUGCAAUUCCACUAACAUGCCCGUGAAUGCACGUUCUCCGAUCAUCGUCGACUGCCCUUUCGAUGCCACCCGCAUCUAUGACACAACUCUGGAGCUAUGGUUCUUCUGUGCUGGGUUUACUGCCGUAGAGGCCACACUGUCUGUGUGGUGUUUUAUUGUGGGUCUUGCUUUAAGAGGAAUCGGACCCUAUGCGCAUACUUGCAUCAGAGAGCAGGUAAAACAUCAGUGGCAUCUAGAGAUGAAGCUGCUUUCGAUGGGGGACAGGGGACGUCUUGGGCACUCCGACUGGUCUGCGGCUACGCAGCCCCAUACUCAUCAGGAUGUGGUGCACUGUGUGUUGUGACCCAUUCCUCCUGUAAUCAUCAUUAAAUCAGUUGACCUUCUGUCAGUUUGGACCAGACAGGAUAUCCUUAUUGCCCUCGUGCAUCGAAGAGCUUUGGGCACCCAACACCCUGUCGCUGGUGCGUCCCUCAUCGGACCACUGUCGGUAGGUACUCACCACUGCUGACACACUUGCCGUUUCAGAGAUUCUCUGACCAAGGCGACUGGCCAUAACUAACUGGCCCUUGUCAAAGCUGCUCAGGUCUCUACUCCUGCCCAUUUCUCCUGCAUUCAACACUGGACGUUCACUUGCAUCUAAUCAACCCAGACCUUAACAUGUGGCCUUGUUAGGAGAUAAUCAAUGUUAUUCGCUUCACCUAUGAGUGGUCAUAAUGU